GGCCUCUUCAAGUGUAGGUAUUCUCUCGUUUGGGAAUUCAUCUCUGCAAAAACAUGUACAGUAAGAAGUUAUUAUAGAAAUUUGAUUUGCAAAUUCAAAUACGUAAUGGAGAGAAUACAUAAUGAGGAGAACACCUAAGUGAUCUUCAAACUGUUUUGAAGAUCUGACCUGAUGGAAUAGUUUUGAACGGACUUUGGUCAUUUUCCCGCGCCAUUUUYCCCCUCCAACGAUCAGGGUCAAAUCAGAGUGACACUCCUUAGGAAGCAACAAAGCCUUGAAAUAUACAGUAAUGAUGAAAAGUCUUCUCACGGUAGCCUCGAUUUCCAAGAUGGCGGACGAAUUCAAGUGUAAGAGAUAAAAGUUCCUUUCAAGCUCAAAACGAAAAUCAUGGUUUUAAAAAACAUAACUUCUAGAUUCAGUUGGCUUUAUUUAAGGAGGUUGUACAGCUCGAUGCGCGAACAAGACAAUAUAAUGGAUGUUUUUGACAGAAAAGUAAAACGAAUCCAACGAAACAGAGCUGCUAUGAGGGAAGAUGUGGCUCUUUAUGAUUACGUUAAAGACGAGAUUGGUAGUAGAGUUGCUGACAGGAUAAAUGAUAUAUCAAGAAACUUUCCCAUGGUACUUGAUCUUGGUUGCGGGAGAGGACACAUUGGAAAGCAUCUUUCAAAGGAACAAGUUGGAAAUUUAGUAUUAUAUGAUUCAGCAGAAAAAUUAUUAGAACAAUGUGAAAUAAAAGAUAUUCCUACAGUAAAAAUAAAUGGUGAUGAAGAGUUUUUGUCCUUUAAAGAAUCAACAUUUGAUCUUAUUGUUAGCAGUUUAAGUCUCCACUGGGUUAAUAAUCUUCCUGGAACAUUUCAACAAGUUUUAUACAGUCUUAAACCAGAUGGUGCAUUCAUAGGAGCUAUUUUUGCUGGAGAUACACUGUACCAACUAAGAUCUGCUCUGCAGGUAGCAGAGAUGGAAAGAGAUGGGGGCUUUGCGGCUCAUAUUUCUCCUUUCACUCAAAUGAGAGAUAUUGGAAACUUGUUGACAAGAGCAGGCUUCAACCUUACUACAGUUGAUGCUGAUGAAAUAACUGUUGGGUACCCAAGCAUGUUUGAUUUAUUAAAUGACCUUAAAGGAAUGGGAGAAAACAAUGCUUCAAGGAAAAGGAAAAAUAUCCUCAAUCGAGACACACUCCAGGCAGCAGCAGCUAUAUACAAAGAAAUGUAUGGUUUGGAUGAUGGAAGUAUUCCAGCUACUUUUGAAAUUUUAUAUUUUAUAGGAUGGAAACCAGACAAAACUCAGCAACAACCUGCUAAACGAGGGUCUGCAGCAGUUAGUCUAAAAGAUCUCAGUAGUCUAGACUCACUGGAUGACAAACCAGAUAAAGUAAAGAACUGAAUGAAUUUAAUAUUUAUUUUUGAGCAUCUUUAAUCCUUUGUACAUUACAGUAAUCUGACUAAUUGCAUAAUAAAUGGUAAAUUGUA
Messenger RNA from Actinia tenebrosa (Australian red waratah sea anemone), 1469 nucleotides. Its product is annotated as arginine-hydroxylase NDUFAF5, mitochondrial. NCBI's taxonomy places the organism in Eukaryota, Metazoa, Cnidaria, Anthozoa, Actiniaria, Actiniidae. The record is from RefSeq and is a predicted model, not a curated record. Gene Ontology annotation, cellular component: mitochondrion. Gene Ontology annotation, biological process: mitochondrial respiratory chain complex I assembly.